Messenger RNA from Nicotiana tabacum (common tobacco), 2142 nucleotides. RefSeq names its product APO protein 3, mitochondrial-like. Gene Ontology annotation, molecular function: RNA binding. Lineage: Eukaryota; Viridiplantae; Streptophyta; Magnoliopsida; Solanales; Solanaceae. The record is from RefSeq and is a predicted model, not a curated record.
UAAAGAAGAAAUGGCGAAAGCAAGAGAUAGUAUUUCGCCUCUCUCUCUUUUCUAAAAUUCAGAAACAGCGGAGAUAAAUUUGUCCUAAUAGUAAUAUUUGAUAAUAGAGGUAUAAAAGAUUUCUUUUAAGUAUAUUUAUCUUUUCUUAUUUACAAUUUAAUCAUUACUGUUGCCAAUUAAUGCCAAUUAGGAAGAUUUGGAAAAGAUUAACUCAAAAAAGACUUACAGUGUCUAUUUGGUUUGUAGAAGUCCUCUUUAACUAAUUACAGUGCUUCUUUGGUACUUGUAAUUCUUCUAUCUUCGUCCUUCUCUUCUUCGUUUUCUUUGAGUUACCCCUCUCCUUUCUUAUUCCUGUUACAGUUUCUAACCUGAGCUGCACAAUAACUGUUUGUUGUAAUGCCCAGGUGAUGAAAUUCCAAGUAAGCUUUUAAAAUUUUCAGUAUUUCGAAUUCGUAGCCUAACAGAAUGUCUUAUAGACGAUUUGGGUCAAUCUUAAAUCUUCGUACCAAUACAAUAAUUUCCAAUGUAAAGGUGCUGAGUAGUGUUAGUCCAUUGUAUUAUUCAACUGGCUUGGAAGUGCUACCAAGAAAACUGAAAAGGGAUGAAAGAAAACCAAUGGUAACUAGUGUGAAUGAGCUUAAGAGGAUAGCAAGACUGGACAAGCAAGAGAGAAGGGUUGCACGUGAAGUUCCAUUGCGGCCACCUGAAAAUGGGCUAUUAAUUAAAGAACUAAUCCCACUUGCUCAUCAGGUCUUAGCUUCCAGAGGCCUGUUAUUCGCCUGUGUUUCCAGGAUUUCGGAGGAUAUUCCUAUUUAUUUUUGCAGUGUAUGUAGUGAAGUUCAUGUUGGUCAUCCACCACAUAAGAUCAGAACUUGCGACGUUAGUGGCAGUCAGAAGAACAAAGAGCAUACAUGGCAGAGAGGGGGUGUAGAGCACGUGUUGCCUGUUGUCGAAUCUUUUCAUCUCUAUGACAGGUUGGGAAGAGCUGUUUCACAUAAUGAGCGACUUGAAGUUGAUUGCAUCCCAGCCCUUGUGGAAUUGUGCAUUCAGGCUGGCGUGGAUUUACCUGAGUACCCAACCCGAAGAAGGAAGUUCCCCAUUUACCGGGUUGCUGGAAAACUCAUAGAUUUUGAGAAGAGGUUUCCCAAGGAUGAUUUAUCCGGAAAGGACUUAGAAACUUCUAAAUUUAGGGAAACUAUUAAGAAGCCAGAUGGAGAUGGAAAAUAUUUGAAUUUACCAUACGAUGACAUAAAAGGAUUCGCAAUGCGAGGAAUGGAAGCUUGGGAGAGUAUGCGUACCGGAGUCAUACAGCUCAUGCAAACGUAUGCCGUACAAACAUGUGGAUAUUGUCCUGAGGUGCAGGUUGGGCCAAAAGGUCAUAGGGUUAGGCAAUGCCAAGCAUUCAAGCACCAGAUGAGGGAUGGACAACAUGCUUGGCAAGAGGCAACAAUAGAUGAUCUUCUCUCCACCGUUUAUGUUUGGCAUGUCCGAAACCCACAUGCUGGCCAUCUUUUGAUUGAUUCUUUAAAGAGGUAUUACGGAAAGUUACCUGCAGUCGUUGAACUGUUUAGUCAAGCUGGAGCACAGGUUGGAGAUGAUUACUAUUGCAUGAUGAGGGAAGAUGUUGCUGUUCCCGGACCAGAUGAAGAAAAGUUGGUUGUAUAAAGCUCCAAGAUACUGGCCUACGCAUUGGUAAAUUAUUUGAAGCUGUGGCAAGGAUGCUCGUACCUUUGGUAAAAGUUACUAAUAGGCAUUUAGAGUCCUCAAGAUGAAGAGGAAACAGCUCAAGAUUAAUGCUGGCACAUAUUUACUCUUGAUAAGACACUUUAUAGAGUUGUUCAUUUAUCUAUUAGAUUACUGCCAAAAGAUACAUCCGAAUGAACUGGGUUAUGCCAAAAUAUACAUCCGACCUCUUGAGAUGCUGGGCUGGUGUGACAGGUGGAGUCAGACAGAAGAAAUGGCGGCAGAAGAUCCCAGCCUGCAUUUGGUGGUCAGUCUGGAACGAGAGGAACUCUAGAUGUUUUGAGGAUGUUAGCAACUCCAUUCAGAAAAUCAAAAUGAACUGUUUAGUGCUUUUUCUUUUUUGGUGUAAAGAAUGCCCUGUAAAUGAUAGUAACUCCAUACUUGAUAUCAUAGAAUACA